Messenger RNA from Raphanus sativus (radish), 808 nucleotides. RefSeq lists its product as uncharacterized. The transcript has a single exon. NCBI's taxonomy places the organism in Eukaryota, Viridiplantae, Streptophyta, Magnoliopsida, Brassicales, Brassicaceae. The coding region runs from base 57 to 674 and encodes 205 amino acids. The record is from RefSeq and is a predicted model, not a curated record.
CUCUCUCUCUAUCUCUCUUAUCUCUCUGCUUUCUCCAUUCCAUUGCUGCUUCUUACAUGGCGUCAGACCAUAGCACGAAGAACCCACCAAUCAUGGAGUCAAAAACGAGACACCCUCUCCACCAAAUCGCCGACACGCCAACGCACAAGCUCCUCCUGAAACAGUGGCUGAAAGAAGAAGAGCUCAUCCUCAGCCGCGUCUCGCACAAAGAGUCUCAGAUCGAUUCCGUGAGACGAGAGAUCACUCAGCUCUACAUCUUCUUCUUCCUCUUCCACUCCAUCUCUCUCCUCCUCCUCUUCCACGCCUCUUCCACCUCCUCUUCUCCUUCAUCCGCGUGCAAGAGAUCGUGGAUCCCAUCUCUCUGCGCUCUCUUGUCUUCUCUCGGACUCAUCUGGGCCGUGAGGUACAAGUCCGAAGUGGAGUCGCAUCUCGAGAAGUUGCUGGAGAGGGAGAAAGAAGAUGCGAAGCUGUUGCGUAAGUGCGUUGAGGAGUUGAAGAAGAAAGGGAUCGAGUUUGAUUUGCUAAAGGAAGUGGACGCGCUUCGCAGGGCGAAGAGCUUGAGGGUUGAGUCUAAGGUCGUGAGGAAAUGGUCUGCGAGGGACUUUGUGACGCUCUUCUUCUUCUCUGUUUCGUGUUUGGUUCUUGCCAUGAUUAGACUCAUUCUCUGUGACUAGAUUGUGUUAUGAAUCUUUGCUCUCUUGCUUUUUUUUUUUGGUAUACUUUACUGUUUAAUUCAGCAGAAUUCUCUUGUUUCUGCAAUUUUUUUUGUACUUUUCAGGAUAAUAAAGAGUAAACAUGUUUGUUCCUC